Entelurus aequoreus (snake pipefish) is the source of this 6633-nucleotide messenger RNA. Its product is annotated as protein bicaudal C homolog 1-like. Gene Ontology annotation, molecular function: protein binding; RNA binding. Gene Ontology annotation, cellular component: cytoplasm. The record is from RefSeq and is a predicted model, not a curated record. Bases 114 to 3035 code for a protein of 973 amino acids. NCBI's taxonomy places the organism in Eukaryota, Metazoa, Chordata, Actinopteri, Syngnathiformes, Syngnathidae. The transcript is spliced from 21 exons.
AGCCCGCAGAAGGUCGGACAAAAUGAGGCUGCACGGAGGUCGCAGGCAGCAAUGAUCUAACCUCCAAGUGACCUUUUUUUACAAGCAAAGUUCCCCGAGCGGCCGGCAGCGCCAUGGCGGCCCAGGGCGACGCUCUGAGCGGCUACUUGCAGUCGGACCAAGGCUCCAACAGCGAGCGGAGCACCGACUCUCCUCUGCCCGGCGACGAGGAGGACUUGAGCGGACCCGACCCGGAGUGGACCGAGGAGAGGUUCCGAGUGGACCGGAAGAAGCUGGAGUUCAUGUUACUAGCCGCCUCGGAGGGCAGAGUCAAUGGCGGGGAGGAUUUCUUCCAACAGAUUAUGGACGAAACCCAAACACAGAUAGCCUGGCCCUCUAAACUGAAGAUCGGAGCAAAGUCGAAAAAAGAUCCUCACAUCAAGGUGUGCGGCAAGAGGGAAGACGUGAGGGAAGCCAAAGAUAGGAUCAUGUUGGUGCUCGACACAAAGAGUAACAGGGUGACGCUGAAGAUGGACGUGUCGCACACGGAGCACUCGCACGUGAUCGGCAAGGGCGGCAACAACAUCAAGAGGGUGAUGGAGGAGACGGGCUGCCACAUCCACUUCCCCGACUCCAACAGGAACAACCAGGCGGAGAAAAGCAACCAGGUGUCCAUCGCAGGGCAGCCAGGAGGGGUGGAGGCGGCUCGAGUUAAAAUCAGGGAGCUGCUCCCGCUCGUGUUGUCCUUCGAGCUGCCCGCCAUCAUGCAGUCGGACCCCAGCUCGCCGAGCGUGCAGGCAAUCUCGCAGACCUACAACCUCACCGUGUCCUUCAAGCCCCCCACGCGCCUCUACAGGGCCACCGGCGUGGUGCGCGGGUCCCAAAACAACACCAACGCCGUCAAGCGAGGCACUGCCCUCCUGUUGGAGCACCUGGCGGGCAGCCUGGCUAGCACCAUUUCGGUCACCACCCACCUGGACAUCGCACCCCAGCACCACCUCUUCAUGAGGGGCCGCAACGGCAGCAACAUCAAGCACAUCACCCAGAGGACGGGGGCCCAGAUCCACUUCCCGGACCCCAACAGCCCGCAGAAGAAAUCCACGGUCUACAUCCAGGGCACCAUCGAGUCGGUGUGCCUGGCUCGCCAGUACCUCAUGGGCUGCCUGCCGCUGGUGCUGAUGUUCGACAUCAAAGAGGACGUGGAGGUGGAGCCUCAGUGCAUCACGGCGCUGAUGGAGCAGCUGGACGUUUUCAUCAGCAUCAAACCCAAGCCCAAGCAGCCCAGCAAGUCAGUCAUAGUGAAGAGCGUGGAGAGGAACGCGGUGAACAUGUACGAGGCCCGCAAGUUCCUCCUGGGUCUGGAGUGCAACGGCGUGGUCUCCCCACCGCCCUCGGUCGCCUUGAAUCCCGCCGCCAACGGACCCUCGCCGUCCCUCAUCUGCCCCGUUGGCCUGGACAUCCUGGCCUCAGCUGGCCUGGGGCUCAGCAACCUGGGUUUCCUGGGUGCGACAGCGUCCCACUCGCUGGCUAACUCGGCGGCCCCCAACGUCGUCCUGAACACCUUAAACUCCUCCAUGAGUCCCCUGCAGGCCCCCAGCACCCCCACGCCCUCCCUGUGGCCCAGCUCCCUCACCAGCGCCCAAGCCUUCUCGUCCCAGUUGAUGCUGCACCCGGCCGCCCAGGCCACCCUGAGCAGCAUCCUGCUAUCGGGCGUGCAGGGCUACACGCAUAGCACGCCGUCCCCUCCGCCGGGCCUGGCGCCCAUCGACAAGCCCAUCAGCGGCGUCCCCGACUGCGCCAAAGCAGCCUGCUCGCUUAACGGCCAUGUGAAGCAUCCCGGAUCCGUCUACGGGAGGAUAGCCACGGCGUCUCUUGCCGAGACGGUUUUGAGUCCAGCUCCGUGUGACUCGGUCCAAGAGGCCAGUGGACACAAUCCAUCAGAACCACGGUCCAGCAAGUCCAACACAGAUGAAGGCUCCGACACCUUCGUGGAGGUGGGCAUGCCGAGGAGCCCCUCACACUCGGCCAACGGCAACGAGUUGAAGCAGAUGCUGGCGUCCUGCAAGACGUCGUCGGGGAAACGACAAGCUGUGGAGCUCCUGCAAGGCACCAAGAAUUCACACUUACAGUGUGGGUGUGGGUGCAGUUCCGACUGCCUCUUGUCGGACGCAGAGUCCAGUUCUUCAGACAGUCCCGUGGCCGACAAGAGGGCGCCGGGCAGUGAGCGGGCGGCCGAGAGGGCGGCGCAGCAGAACGAGAGAGAGAGAAUCAGACUUGGGCCCCAGACCUCCUUCGCCAACAUGCAGGCCUUUGACUACGAGCAGAAGAAGCUGCUGGCAACCAAAGCCAUGUUGAAGAAGCCUGUGGUGACCGAGGUGCGGACACCCACUAACACCUGGAGUGGCCUCGGUUUCUCCAAGUCCAUGCCGGCAGAAACCAUCAAGGAGCUGAGGAGAGCCAAUCACGUGUCCUACAAGCCCAGCAUGAGCACCACCUUUGAGGGUUCCCCGCUGUCCUUGUCGCGCUCCGGCAGCCGGGAGGGCGUGGCCAACGGCAGCGAUUCCGACAACUGGCGGGAGAGGAACGGCACGUCAAACGGGCUGCAGGCUCAUGCCGAGUUCCCCGCCGCCGUGAGCAGCCCGAAGAGGAAGCAGAACAAAUCUGCUGCAGAACACUACCUGAGCAGCAGCAACUACAUGGACUGCAUCUCCUCGCUGACGGGCAGCAACGGCUGCAGCCUCAACUCCUCCCUCAAAGGCUCCGACCUGCCCGAGCUCUUCAGCAAGCUGGGCUUGGGGAAGUACACGGACGUCUUCCAGCAGCAGGAGAUCGACCUGCAGACCUUCCUGACUCUGACCGACCAGGACCUGAAGGAAUUGGGCAUCAGCACUUUUGGCGCCCGCAGGAAAAUGCUACUGGCCAUCUCAGAACUCAACAAGAACCGGCGGAAGCUCUUCGAGCCCCCCAUCAGGUCCUCCUUCCUGGAAGGGGGCGCCAGCGGGCGCCUCUCCCGCCAGUUCCACGCCGACAUGGCCAGCGUCAGCGGGAGGUGGUAGGCACACACUCAACCCUCCAGUCGUGGCCCACGCCUCUUUUCGGGCCCGGGACUGGUCCUCGUGGCCAUGUUGUGUAAAUUCCAAGCCAUAGUUGUCCUUGCCGAGGUUCCGUCCUGUCGGAGCCACUAGGAAGCAAGGUGGAACCUCCAAGGUGGAACCUCCAAGGUGGGCGAGGGAAGGAUUUGACCCCGUGACGCAGACAUGCACUUUAAUAUUGCUCCACGUUUGCCUGUGAAAGAAACUUUGCUCUCAAGCCAAAUAAAUGUAAGCACUUAGGAAAGGUCAGCAAGGUCACCAUGAUGUCAUGGACGCCAAUGACCAGGGCGCCAAAAAGAGAUUGGGAGGUCAGUGUUUGUUGUUUAAGCUCAGCCGCCAUCUUGUGUGUGUUUCUCCACCCAAUGAGAAGAAAACAAAUAUUUUGUACUCACUAUUUUCUUGUUAAACCACCAAGUUAAGGGAAGGUAAUCGCUUUAUUUUUUUAUACUUAUUGUUGUGUGUAUUCUUGUCUUUGUGUACCAGCUAUUUGACUCAAAUUCCCACAAUGCACUCUCCGAUGAAGGGACUUUUGCAGCACCGAGGGCCAGUUUACUGCAGUUAAGACCAAAAUGAUCUCGUUGUUCUUCAAAUGGGAAUUGUGGGGUCUUAAAAAGACACAAGAAGUGGAAAAUUAUUAGAAUUCACCUUGGAAAUAUUUUAUAAUUGACUACUUUAUUCAUAACAUUGAAAACAGUAAUCAGGAAUUGACAUUAUAUAUAUAUGUAUAAUUGCUGCAAAUGACUAGGGAAGGUUGUUUGGAUUGGGUCAUAUAAGUAAUUGCUGUGCUCGAGAGACACCCCUGUGUCAAUUAUGUUCUUGUGUUUCAAGUACAUGGGCCAUAUGUGGCCGUCAAAGAGGCCAGGGGGGUCUGGUACCGUGUAGUUCCUCGAGCAUAUAUAUAUAUAUCAAUUAAAUAUCCAAUUAAUUAAUUAUUUGAGUUGAAUAUUGAAAGAAUAUUAUGAAAAAACUAUAAUAAAUAAAAAUACAAAAUAUUUUUUUAGAAAAAGUUCAUUUUAAUAUUUUGAUAACACAAUUAUGCCAAUUCCUUUUUCAGUCAUACAUUUUCUAUACUGUUUAUCCUCAUUAGGGUGUGCACGUUUACAAUAAUGGUACUGUUGCGUAGCCAGCUCUUUCUCCCAAGAAAGUCAAAGUCUGCUGUCCACUCCCAAGUUCUUUUCAUGGCAAUAAGCUGAUGUUUAUAUUCAAUCAACAGGCAGUAGUUGGUAUUUUGUGGUUUAUUCUCCAAGCUUAGAGGACAAACGUGAGACCAAUCUAGUACCCCAGCGUUCCCCAGCCCGGUCCAGAUCGGUCUAGCUCGGUCUCCCCUCCAACCCCCGGAAGUCCCGUGAUCUUCCCUCUGUCCCUCGCCCCCACUCCCUUUGUUUAGACGACUCCGAGUUAUCUCUACUCUGACACAUUCCCAUCUAGAAGGCCAACACCUUACUAUGAGACUCAAAAGAAGGAAGAAUACUAGCUAUUCUUUAUAUGACUAUAGGAGUUUAGAAAGAAGUAACACUUAAAUAUGGAUAUGAUUCUGAUCUGCUUCCCACAGUACACAAAAUGUCACAUGAUAUUUACAAUAAUAUCCAAAUGCCCAAAUAUAGAAUGAUAAAUGAUAGAUGAGUCAAAAUAAAGUGUUUUCAUUAAAAUCCAAAUAUUGCAAUAUAUUAGCAUUGUGUUCUGCUCACUUAGCAGCCAGAAGAGAACAUAAACAAGUUAAAUAUCACACUUUAGUUACAAAUAAUUCAUAUAACUGAAGGUAAAACAAUUAAAUAGACAGUAUAAUAAAACAGCAAAUAUUUUAUAAAUUACGUGUCUGUUUUUGCCACUUUUUUGUCAUUUCCAAAUAUAAAAUAUGUUGGCCCUGCGAUGAGCUGGCGACUUGUCCAGGGUGUACCCCGCCUUCCGCCCGAAUGUAGCUGAGAUAGGCUCCAGCACCCCCCGCAACCCCGAAAGGGAUAAGCGAUAGGAAAUGGAUGGAUGGAAAAUAUUUUAAAUACAAAAUGAUUGACAUGCCUAUAUAACAGUAAACAAAAAUAAAUGAUUGAAAAUAGCAAAUGUGUUUUUCAUUUUUAUCCUAAUAUUUUAUUAUUAUUAUUAUUAUUAUUAUCAUUUACCACUUUCUUAUGUCAUUUCCAGCCGGAAAAUAAAUUGACUAAAAACUACAAAAAUACUUAAGUCAAGGUUUUGUACGAAUCAUUUUGGGCUUAACUUUACAUUUUUCUUCAAAAAACAUGUUCAGCAUUGAAUUUUGAUGGGGGGAAAAUUGUUCAAAUGAGAAAUAUUUUUGCAGUUUUCUUAUCAUAAAAACCUGCCUUAGCGUCCUUGAAUGAAGAAAAGGUCCUAAAACGCUGGUGACCUUUGCAUAAUUACGUCCAUGUUUUCUUGAAGGAUUUCUAUCAGUGACUCCAAGUGCAAUCAAGACUAUUUUUCCUGCUUUACAACUUGACUUUUUUUUGUUUUGCUUUGCUGUUUACCAGCAAACAUCACCAGCAUCUAAACAUCCAAACAUCACCAGCAUCUAAACAUCCAAACAUCACCAGCAUUUAAACAUCCAAACAUCACCAGCAUCUAAACAUCUCCAGCAUCUAAACAUCACCAGCAUUUAAACAUUCAAACAUCACCAAGAUCUAAACAUCCAAACAUCACCAGCAUCUAAACAUUAAAACAUCACCAAGAUCUAAACAUCCAAACAUCUCCAGCAUCUAAACAUCACCAGCAUUUAAACAUUCAAACAUCACCAAGAUCUAAACAUCCAAACAUCUCCAGCAUCUAAACAUCCAAACAUCACCAGCAUCUAAACAUCCAAACAUCUCCAGCAUCUAAACAUCACCAGGAUCUAAACAUCCAAACAUCUCCAGCAUUUAAACAUCCAAACAUCCCCAGGAUCUAAACAUCCAAACAUCACCAGCAUCUAAACAUCCAAACAUCUCCAGCAUCUAAACAUCACCAGCAUUUAAACAUCCAAACAUCUCCAGCAUUUAAACAUCCAAACAUCCCCAGGAUCUAAACAUCCAAACAUCCCCAGGAUCUAAACAUCCAAACAUCCUCAGGAUCUAAACAUCCAAACAUCCCCAGGAUCUACACAUCCAAACAUCACCAGCAUCUAAACAUCCAAACAUCCCCUGCAUCUAAACAUCCAAACAUCCCCAGGAUCUACACAUCCAAACAUCCCCAGGAUAUACACAUCCAAACAUCCCCAGGAUCUAAACAUCCAAACAUCACCAGCAUUUAAAGGCCUACUGAAACCCACUACUACCGACCACGCAGUCUGAUAGUUUAUAUAUCAAUGAUGAAAUCUUAACAUUAUAACACAUGCCAAUACGGCCGGGUUAACUUAUAAAGUGACAUUUUAAAUUUGCCGCUAAACUUCCGGUUCGAAACGCCUCUGAGGAUGACGUAUGCGCGUGACGUAGCCCGACGAACACGGGUAUGCCUUCCACAUUGAAGCCGAUACGAAAACGCUCUGUUUUCAUUUCAUAAUUCCACAGUAUUCUGGACAUCUGUGUUCGUGAAUCUGUUUCAAUCAUGUUCAUUGCAUUAUGGAGAAGGAAGCCAAGCA